This is a messenger RNA of Equus caballus (horse), 1017 nucleotides long. It is a transcript of the gene MITD1, whose product is annotated as microtubule interacting and trafficking domain containing 1. Gene Ontology annotation, biological process: midbody abscission. NCBI's taxonomy places the organism in Eukaryota, Metazoa, Chordata, Mammalia, Perissodactyla, Equidae. The record is from RefSeq and is a predicted model, not a curated record. Gene Ontology annotation, cellular component: midbody.
AGAGGGCUGUUUCCGGAAUUAUGGCGAGGUGUGGUCUGGGCCAGGAUCCCGAAAGCGCCGCUGCGGUCGCUGUGCUAAAGCGGGCGGUGGAACUAGAUUCGGAGUCGCGGUACCCGCAGGCUCUGGUGUGUUACCAGGAGGGGAUUGACCUGCUCCUGCAGGUUCUGAAAGGUGAGCAAUGAGCCGUGGAGGGAGGACCACAGGAAAAGGAGCUGGAUCCCGCGGUGUCUGCGGGCGGAGCGAAGGAUUUAAAAACCAUGCUUGGGCACCAGGAGGAAGCAGUCAGAUACAGAAGGCACCAAAGAUGAUACAAAGAAGUGUCAUCUCAGAAAAAAAAUUUCUGGCUACAUGGAUAGAGCAGAAAACAUAAAAAAAUACUUGGAUCAAGAAAAAGAAGAUGGAAAAUAUCACAAGCAAAUUAAAAUAGAAGAGAAUGCGACAGGUUUCAGUUAUGAGUCACUUUUUCAAGAAUACCUUAAUGAAACAGUUACAGAAGUUUGGAUAGAAGAUCCUUAUAUUAGACAUACUCAUCAGCUGUAUAACUUUCUUCGAUUUUGUGAGAUGCUUAUUAAGAAACCAUGUAAAGUAAAAACUAUUCAUCUUCUCACCUCUCUGGAUGAAGGCAGUAGGAGAGAACAGCAAAGUAGUGGCCUGAGAGAGAUAAAAGAGUCACUCAGGAAGCAUGGAGUGCUGUUGGAAUUAGAAUACUCUUCUUCAAUACAUGACCGAGAAAUUAGGUUCAACAAUGGAUGGAUGAUUAAGAUUGGAAGGGGACUUGAUUAUUUUAAGAAAGCACAGGGUCGUUUUUCCCUUGGAUAUUGCGAUUUUGAUUUAAGACCAUGUCAUGAAACAACAGUGGACAUUUUUCAUAACAAGCACACAAAAAAAAUAUGAUGGGUAGUAGUCUAAUUUCCAUUAUAUAUUUCUAUUUUAAGUGAACAUUAUAUAUUUUUUUACUUUGGAUAGAUCAUUCCUAUAAUGUAUGAAUUUAACAAUAAACUUUUACAUUUCUACUAA